Messenger RNA from Nanorana parkeri, 1997 nucleotides. It is a transcript of the gene SLC13A4, whose product is annotated as solute carrier family 13 member 4. The record is from RefSeq and is a predicted model, not a curated record. Bases 44 to 1951 code for a protein of 635 amino acids. The transcript is spliced from 16 exons. Gene Ontology annotation, molecular function: transmembrane transporter activity. Lineage: Eukaryota; Metazoa; Chordata; Amphibia; Anura; Dicroglossidae. Gene Ontology annotation, biological process: monoatomic anion transmembrane transport. Gene Ontology annotation, cellular component: membrane.
GAGAAGAGCUUGGUGUGCGGGGACCUACGCUGCUCGGAGCAGGAUGGCGGUGUGGAGUGAGCUCAUGAGAUCCAGAAACCUCCUGCUUGUCAUCUCCAUUCCUCUUCUUCUGCUUCCUCUGCCACUAUUGAACCCCAGCAGUGAAUCGUCUUGUGCCUACGUGCUGAUAGUGACUGCGGUCUACUGGGUGUCGGAGGCUGUGCCGCUUGGAGCCGCUGCAUUGGUACCAGCGUUUCUCUUCCCUCUGUUCGGAGUACUGAAGUCUAGUGAGGUGGCUGCAGAAUAUUUUAAGAAUACAACGCUACUGCUGAUGGGAGUGAUCUGCCUGGCUGCGUCUGUGGAGAAGUGGAACCUCCAUAAAAGGAUCGCCCUGAGGAUGGUCAUGUUGUCUGGGGCAAAGCCAGGCAUGCUGUUGAUGUGUUUCAUGUGUUGCACGGCUCUGCUCUCCAUGUGGCUCUCCAAUACUUCAUCCACCGCCAUGGUAAUGCCGAUUGCAGACGCCGUUCUGCAGCAGCUGAUCAGAGCUGAAGAUGAGCACGAGGGCACACUGGCCAAUGGUGCAUCUUCAGCUGAAAAUGGACAGCAGAAAGGUGGAAAGCAGAAUCAGCCUUCCAUUGAACUUAUAUUCAUCAAUGAAGAGGCAACAGCCAAGGACCUGAGUAAACUCAUCCAGAGCAAGAAUCUCAAUGGGGUCCAUAUGAUUGCCAAUCCGAUGACAUUUGUGAAGCCUCCCACUAAUGGACAGUCCCUUCCACAGACCCAAAUUUUGGUUCUUCCUUCUUCUGAGACCAAAGAUCCCAAGGAACAAGGAAAAUACAGAUCCAAACAUGACCACAUGAUCUGCAAGUGCUUGUCUCUCAGUGUCUCCUACGCUGCGACCAUUGGGGGUCUGACUACAAUUAUUGGGACUUCCACCAGUCUAAUCUUCCUGGAGCACUUCAAGAACCGCUACCCGAAUGCCGAGGUGGUCAAUUUCGGAACAUGGUUUGUGUUCAGCUUGCCCAUUACCAUCAUUGUGCUGCUGCUUACCUGGGUGUGGAUGCAUUGGUUGUUCCUGGGCUGCAAUUUCAGGGAAACCUGUUCACUGAGCAAGAAGAAAAAGACCAGACAGGAAGAAAUGUCUGAGAAGAGAAUCCAAGAAGAAUAUGAAAAGUUGGGGAAAAUGAGUUACCCAGAAAAGGUGACCGUUUUCUUCUUCAUCUUGAUGACCCUCCUCUGGUUCACCCGGGAGCCGGGCUUUGUACCUGGUUGGGAAUCGUUAUUUGAGAAGAAAGGUUUUAGGACAGAUGCCACUGUGUCGGUAUUCCUCGGAUUUCUGCUUUUUCUUAUUCCGUCCAGAAGACCCCGGUUUUCAUGCGUCACGAAAGAAGACCCAGAAAACAGCAAGGAACAAGAUGAUGGUGGGCCCUACCUGGGUGGACCAAUGCUGACCUGGCAAGAGUUCCAGAAACAUAUGCCCUGGGAGAUUGUGGUACUGGUCGGAGGGGGCUAUGCCCUGGCAGCUGGCUGUAAGACUUCAGGACUUUCCACCUGGAUUGGCCGUCAGAUGGAAUGUCUCAGCAGCCUCCCAUCCUGGGCAGUCAGCCUCCUAGCCUGCGUCCUCGUCUCUGCGGUGACCGAAUUUGUCAGUAACCCGGCCACCAUCACCAUCUUCUUGCCCAUAUUAUGCAGCCUGUCGGAGGCUCUUCAUAUUAACCCUUUAUACACGCUCAUACCAGUUACCAUGUGCAUCUCGUUCGCUGUAAUGCUUCCAGUGGGUAAUCCGCCGAACGCCAUUGUAUAUAACUAUGGGCACUGCCAGAUUAAAGACAUGGUAAAAGCUGGCCUGGGAGUGAACCUGAUUGGCCUGAGUAUCAUCAUGGUGGCUAUUAACACCUGGGGCAUCAGCCUCUUCCAACUGGACACAUUCCCGGAAUGGGCGAUGAUUCACAACACCACGGAGCACCUGUGAGGAUCGACCAGGACUGUUGGAGCAUCUGUGUCACGCCAACAGAACG